Trachymyrmex septentrionalis is the source of this 2123-nucleotide messenger RNA. It is a transcript of the gene Atf-2, whose product is annotated as cyclic AMP-dependent transcription factor ATF-7. The record is from RefSeq and is a predicted model, not a curated record. The coding region runs from base 340 to 1821 and encodes 493 amino acids. Gene Ontology annotation, molecular function: cAMP response element binding; DNA-binding transcription factor activity, RNA polymerase II-specific. Gene Ontology annotation, biological process: regulation of transcription by RNA polymerase II. The transcript has 8 exons. Lineage: Eukaryota; Metazoa; Arthropoda; Insecta; Hymenoptera; Formicidae.
GCCGACGCAGAUGACUGCGAGCGAGUAUUAAGGCUGCGUUUUGUUGUUCAUUGUUGAGAAAUUCAAUUUAUUUGUUAAGGAGAAUGUAACUGUACUCCAUCGUGAUAGCGAUAGCCGUAAACAGGAGUUACUCACGUUUACUCUGCUAAUAUUGUGUAUACUUCUGUAUUUUAUCGUCUUACGUUUGAAAGAAAUUUGGAACCAGUGUUUAUCAGAAUACAUUCACAAUGACAGACUCAGAGAAACUCUUCGCUUGCUCCACAUCGGGUUGCAAUAUGUUUUUAUUUACAGAGUUUUACAAACGAGGAUCAAUUAACAGUGCACAAAAAGAAACAUGACAUGAUGCUAAAUCUUAAUAAUAAUUCUAAGAGUGCUGGAUUCGUUGCAGAUCAAACUCCAACACCAACAAGGUUUUUGAAAAAUUGCGAGGAAGUGGGUUUAUUUCAAGAUCUGCAAAACGUAGUCAAUCCUUUCGAAGAGACAUUUCGAAGGGCUGUUGAGGCUGGAAAUACUGGCACGCUUAUAGUAUCAGAGGCUGGAAUAACAGAUGAUACACUGCAUACUCCUCAUAUUUUUCCCUAUAUAUCAGAUGUAUUGCCUGCAAAUAGUCAAAUUCUUUCCGAAGACAACGUCGAAGUCCCUCUUGCUGAAAAAGAUGAAGAGAAGGAAAGCGCUAUAAAGACUGAUGAAUGUAACAGUAUUAAAUUAAAUACAAAUGAGACGCAGGAACUGAUGAAAGAUUCGACUGUCACGUCUGCGAAAGGUGAUACUCUCCCAGCGGAUAUUAUUGCUUCAAAUACAAAUAUACCUAUAGCGCCUAAGCUUUCACCGACACAACCUACGUCUCACUUGUCUAUCAAUGGUGAAGAAGUGCAGUUGUUAUUGAAAACCGCGGAUGGUAAAUUAAUGCAAUUGUGUGCGACACCGGUAUCGGAGCCUUCUAACAUAUCGAACGUUAAUACUGAACAGCAAACCGUUAUUAUCAAAACUGAACCAGCUCUGCGGUGCGCAAUGAAACUGGAGCCCAAGAAAACCGUGAUCUCAAGAUUAUCAUUAGCAAAAAUGAAGCUGAAACAAUCCCUGUCUAAGAACGCGCAGAAUCAAAAGGCGAUUGAAAACUAUGCGAAAACGGACGUGACUGCCGCUUCGAAAAAGGAGGGAAUCAAGAAAACGAUCGAUCAGCUUAAGAAAAAAGACAUUCUUGAGCGCAAUCGUGCCAGUUCUAUGCGUGCAAGGGCCAAAAGAAAAGAGUGGAUUCAAGAACUCCAAAGAACAGUAACUAACGUAAACGAGGCGAACACGGCCUUGCAGAUGGAGGUGAAAACUUUACGCAAGGAAGUUGCAAGAUUGAAAGCUCUUUUGUUGGCUCAUAAAGAUUGUCCGGUCACAAAGGCGAUGCAAAAAGGAAUAAUUCUUGGACCCAAGCUAAUAUCAGUAGACAAUCCGGAGAUACUUACGAUGCCGAUAUGCAGUACCAAUGGCGUUCCUGUAAAACGGUCAGUCUCUUAUACAACGGAGAUCCCGAGUAUGUCGACGAAAAAAUCGAUCAUGUCAAUUACGAAAAAUCCGGUGAUACUUCCGAAGAUGGAUUGCGGCACCGCGAAUCUCGCGAUUCCGAAUGCGACGAUCAUAAAAACUCUACCGGCAUUGAAGAUCGUGGGUGUCAAUCAAUUUAUGCCGGAGAAGUCGGAGGGAACGAAACAGAUACUGAUCGUGCAAAAUCAACCGAGAAAAUUGUGCGAGGCUACAUCUAGACAGAUUAUUCAGAUAAAUCCGAAUUACGAGGUAGAGAACGCGGCAUCCAAGAGUACGGGAACAUAAUUAAUCGUCCUUAAAACUUUCGUACAUUUGUAAUUCAAAUGUCGAAGUUCUUGUGGUUAAGACGAUCAGCGAAUAGACGAAUGAAUCGAUUCUAUGAGCUAUGCAAUACGUUAUCGUGCAAUAGAGCAAGUUGUAUGACGUUAACGAAAAUAGUUACAAAAAAUCUACGCGUCUUCUAUUUUUAUCUUCCAUAAUAAACUCGAUAAUAUUUUUGUGUCAUAUUUUAAUGAUUCGACGAGCAAUUGUUUACCUUAAACCGCAUCGCAGACGCACUCUUAAUAUAGAGGAAUGUGGAAUAAUAC